Messenger RNA from Jaculus jaculus (lesser Egyptian jerboa), 1203 nucleotides. It is a transcript of the gene Gtf2f2, whose product is annotated as general transcription factor IIF subunit 2. The record is from RefSeq and is a predicted model, not a curated record. Gene Ontology annotation, biological process: transcription by RNA polymerase II; transcription initiation at RNA polymerase II promoter. The transcript is spliced from 10 exons. NCBI's taxonomy places the organism in Eukaryota, Metazoa, Chordata, Mammalia, Rodentia, Dipodidae. Gene Ontology annotation, cellular component: transcription factor TFIIF complex.
AUGGCACCCUCCUCCUCACCACCUGCAGCUCAGAAGGCAAACACUGAGGGUGCUUCAGGGCCCACAGAGAAGGCUCACUGUGGCUCCCAGGGACCAUCAGCACGUGGCAAGCCCAAUGCAGUUCACUCCUGGGCUCUCAAUGAAGAUAUGCUGACAAUAAGUGAUGUGACCAAGCUGUGCUUUACCAAGAAGCUCCAAGCUCACACCCAGCCAAAAAGCAGCGGGAGCAGAAAGUUUGUCCAUCGCAGCGUGCCGUCGACGUCGUCGCGCGCAGGCGUAGCUCCCGGCUCCCGGCAGGGCAGCGUGUUCCCGUUCCCGGCCCCCGGUGUCCCGUCCUGGGCGGGUGAGCGACGCGGGCUCCCCCGGCCCCGGCCGCCCCCCCCCCCCGUACCGGGUUCCUCUGUCUCGCGCCGCAGGCAGCCCGCCGGCUCCGGGCGCCCCCGCGGCGGAGCGACGGCGGAGCGCGGGGACCUCGACCUGGCCGGCGCCAAGCAGAACACCGGCGUGUGGCUAUUAAAAGUUCCUAAAUAUUUGUCACAGCAGUGGGCUAAGGCCCCUGGGAGAGGUGAAGUUGGUAAACUGUGGAUUGCCAAGAAUCAAGGAAGGACUGAGGUGUCAUUUACCUUGAAUGAGGAUCUUGCAAACAUUCACAAUAUUGGUGGCAAAUCAGCUUCAGUCCGCGCUCCUAGAGAACAUCCAUUUGUCUUGCAGAGGGUUGGAGGACAGACAUUAACAGUGUUUACUGAGAGCUCCUCAGACAAACUCUCAUUGGAAGGAAUUGUGGUACCAAGAGCUGAAUGCAGACCUGCUGCCAGUGAAAAUUACAUGAGAUUAAAGAGAUUGCAAAUAAAAGAAUCAUCCAAACCUGUAAGACUGUCAAAACAAUUGGACAAGAUUGUAACGACCAAUUAUAAGCCAUUUGCUAACCAUCAAUACAAUAUUGAAUAUGAAAGGAAAAAGAAAGAAGAUGGAAAGCGAGCUCGGGCAGACAAGCAACAUGUUCUAGAUAUGCUCUUUUCAGCCUUUGAGAAACAUCAGUAUUAUAAUCUGAAGGACUUGGUGGACAUCACAAAAUAGCCUGUGGGUUACCUGAAAGAAAUCUUGAAAGAAACUGGCAUUCAGAAUGUGAAAGGGCUCCACAAGAACACCUGGGAGCUGAAGCCAGAGUACAGGCAUUAUCAAGGGGAAGAGAAGAGUGACUGA